AUGAGUACUACCAGUAAUGAAUUUGAAUUACAAGAGAUAUUAAAGCAAAGGAAAAAAAAGGAGAUUCAGAAAAGAAAAUUGGAAAUCGAAGAGAGGAAACUACAUCAGAUACAGGAACGAAAAGUUAACAAUACCUCUGUUUAUAUUUCUAAUAUUGAUAUUUCUAGUUUGGCUACAAAAGAAGAUGCAUCCAAAGUACGAGAACAGCUCGUGAAGGAGUUUUCUAGAUUUGGGGUCAUACGUAAGGAUGAAGACGGCGUACAGAAAUGCACCAUGUAUAAAGAUGAAAAUGGGAAAUUGAAGGGGGAUGCAUUGGUUAUUUAUGCUAACCCUGAAUCAGUACCUUUUGCAAUUGAUAUUAUGAAUGGAUUUGACUUUAAUGGGACCAAGUUACAUGUAGAAAAGGCGAUAUUUGAGCCCGUAGAAGCAUCCAUUUUGGAAGAUAAGGUUAACUCUACUCUUUUACCUUCGAAGCGAUUAAAAACAGAUAACCACCAUCCUGAAAGCAAAGUUGAGGAUAGGUCAGUGGUUCUUGCAAAUAUCAUCGAUAUAUAUGCCGAUUUGGACGAUGAUGAACUAGAGGAUAUCAAAGAAGACAUCAAAGAAGGUUGCCAACAGUUUGGUAAAAUAGCUGCCUAUAAAUUUUAUGAGAAUAAAGGUGAGGCCACUGUAACAUUUACUUUAGAAAAGUCGGCUCAAGAGUGUCAAAAAUAUAUGGAUGGUAGAUUCUUUGAUGGAAGAAAGGUUCUUGCUUUUAUAAGCUCUAAGGCCAAUAUUGAACAAGGUGUGAGUGGAGAGGAUUCAGAUAUUCCAGAUGUACAAUAUGACGAUGUUAUAGAGGAAAAUGAUGUGUUUAUUCAAGGUGAUACUUAA
Messenger RNA from Maudiozyma saulgeensis, 873 nucleotides. The record is from the annotation of a GenBank genome assembly. NCBI's taxonomy places the organism in Eukaryota, Fungi, Ascomycota, Saccharomycetes, Saccharomycetales, Saccharomycetaceae.